This is a messenger RNA of Trichosurus vulpecula (common brushtail), 7179 nucleotides long. It is a transcript of the gene UBN2, whose product is annotated as ubinuclein 2. Gene Ontology annotation, cellular component: nucleus. Bases 1 to 4113 code for a protein of 1370 amino acids. The transcript is spliced from 17 exons. Lineage: Eukaryota; Metazoa; Chordata; Mammalia; Diprotodontia; Phalangeridae. The record is from RefSeq and is a predicted model, not a curated record.
AUGGCGGAGCCGCGCAGGGUGCCGUUCAUUAGCCUGUCACCCGUGAGGCGGCGCGAGCUCGACUUCCCGGGGCCGGAGCGUGAACCUGAUUAUCCGCGGGAGCCCCCGCGCCUCGAGCCGCAGCCCUAUCGCGAGUCGUCCGGGCCGGAGCCGCCGGUGCCUAGAGACGCCCACCCUCGGUCGGAACCUCUGCGAGCGCAGCAGGAGAAGCCGCCCGCUCCGCCGCGCGAGGGCAGCCGGGCUGAGCAGCCGCCUCAGCCCCGCGAGCCCCCUCGGCCCGAGCCGCCGCCGCUGCCUCCCCCUCAGCUGCACCUCCCGCCACCGCCGCCGCCACCGCCGCAGCCGCCGCCGCCGCCCGCGGCCAGGGAAGCGGCCGUCCGGGCCGAGCCGCCGCGGCCCCCGGGGGAGACGGUGCGCCUGGAGCUGGUGCUGAAGGAUCCCACCGACGAAAGCUGCGUGGAGUUCAGUUAUCCGGAGCUGCUGCUGUGCGGAGAACAACGGAAGAAGUCCAAUCACUCAGAAGAUCUGUUUAAUGAUGAGCAUCGAGAGAGGCAUGAGGUGGAAAUGUUGGCUAAGAAGUUGGAAGCAAAAUAUGGUGUGAAAUCUAAACACCGGAAAGAUCGGCCACAAGAUCUAAUCGAUAUAGGUUUUGGCUAUGAUGAGACAGAUCCUUUCAUUGAUAACUCAGAGGCUUAUGAUGAAUUGGUGCCUGCUUCUCUAACCACAAAAUAUGGAGGAUUUUAUAUCAAUACGGGUACACUACAGUUCCGCCAAGCAUCAGAUACCGAAGAUGAAGAUUUUUCAGAGAAUCAAAAGCACAGGUCACCUAAAGUUUCCAAAGUAAAAGAAGAUGAUGUUGGAAUAAAAAAACGAAAACGGAAAGAAGAAGGGGAAAAAGAGAAGAAGCCUAGGAAAAAAGUUCCCAAACAACUGGGAGUUGUGGCUUUAAAUUCACAUAAGUCUGAAAAAAAGAAGAAGAAGCUCUACAAAGAUCCCCUUUCUCUAGAUGCCAUGAUAAGGAAAUUUCAGAAAGAGAAAGAAGCAUUAAAAAAGAAAGAGUCUAACUCUAAAGCUCCAGUGACUAUGUUGACUACCACUCUCAGUAAAUCCCCUUCAUCUGCAGCUACAGCAAUGGGAAAUGAAGUCUCGGACUUAAAUCUUAAUAGUGCUGACCCAGUCCUUUCCAUUUUUGGUAGCACAAAUGAACAUGAACUACUUCAGGAGGCUGAAAAUGCCCUAGAGAUGCUUGGUGAUUUAGACUUUGAUCGGCUACUGGAUGCUACUUCCAAUGGUAGCCCUGUAUCUGAAUCAGGGGGAGAGAAUGGAAACACUCCCCAGCCAGCCCACACCUCUCAGGUUCUUUUACCCAAGGUGGUGCCUGCCCUCCCAGAAGGUCUCCCAAUACGCCUUGAAAAACGCAUUGAAGACCUCCGCAUAGCUGCCAAGCUUUUUGAUGAAGAAGGUAGGAAAAAAUUCUUCACACAGGAUAUGAACAACAUUCUACUGGACAUUGAAUUACAGUUACAGGAACAAAGCCCAGGCAUCCGAAGUGGAGUCUAUUCUCACCUUGAGGCUUUUGUACCAUGUAAUAAAGACACACUGGUAAAACGUCUAAAGAAGCUGCACCUCAAUGUUCAGGAUGAUCGUUUAAGAGAACCAUUGCAAAAACUGAAAUUGGCUGUCAGCAAUGUCAUGCCUGAACAGUUGUUCAAGUAUCAGGAGGACUGCCAGGCUCGAAGUCAAGCUAAGGGUGUUAGGUUGCAAGCAGAUGAAGAACGAGAAAAAAAUGGAUCCGAGGAUGAUGAUGAUGAUAAACCAGGAAAACGGGUCAUAGGACCAAGGAAAAAAUUCCACUGGGAUGAUACCAUUCGGGCUUUGUUAUGUAACCUUGUCAAGAUUAAGUUGGGAUGCUAUGAGCUAGAGACAAAUAAAAGCCAAUCUGCUGAGGAUUAUCUUAAGACCUUUAUGGAGACAGAAGUGAAACCAUUGUGGCCUAAGGGCUGGAUGCAGGCUAGAAUGCUCUUUAAGGAAAGCCGAAGUGUUCACAAUCAUCUCACUUCUGCCCCGGCAAAGAAAAAGGUAAUUCUGGCACCUAAACCCAAAGUGAAGGACUGCAGUCCAAAAAAGGACCAGAAAAUAUCUACAUCUUUAUUGUCUUCAGUUGGUGGUCCAUCAGUGAGCUCUAUUACUUCUGCUGUUGCCGCAACCAGCUCUAGCAGUACACCAGCCCAAGAAACUAUUUGCCUUGAUGAUUCACUAGAUGAAGACCUUUCUUUUCACCCACCUUCACUGGAUUCUGUUUCUGAGGCACUAGCUGUUAUCAAUAAUGGGACCAAGGGCCCUCCGGUUGGCUCUGGAAUAGGCAUACCAACUACAAGACCUCGACCAGGACUUCGGGAAGAAAAAUUAGCAAGUAUCAUGAGCAAGCUGCCACUGGCUACUCCAAAAAAAAUAGAGUCAGCUCAGACUGCACAUUCAUCAAGUCUUAUCGCUGGCCAUACAGGACCAGUACCAAAGAAACCCCAGGACUUAGCUCACACUGGCAUAUCUUCAGGCCUUAUUGCUGGUUCCUCAAUUCAAAACCCUAAAGUUUCCUUAGAACCUUUGCCAGCCAGGCUUCUUCAGCAAGGACUCCAACGGUCAAGCCAAAUCCAAGCAUCUUCCUCUUCACAGGCCCAUGCCUCUUCUUCCUCUUCCCAAGCCCAAGCUGCUGCCUCCUCUCAUGUUUUGGUGACUUCUUCAGAGGCCCAAGAAUCUUCCUCAGUAACACAAGUGACAAAGGUGCACCAGCAUUCUGCUGUCCAACAAAACUAUGUGUCCCCAUUACAAGCCACCAUUAGUAAAUCACAGACUAACCCAGUGGUGAAAUUAAGUAGUAAUCCCCAGCUUUCUUGUUCAUCCCCACUCAUCAAGACUUCAGAUAAACCACUUGUAUACCGCCUUCCUUUAUCUAACCCCUCGUCUGGAAGUGGCUCUCAAGGGUCCCAUCCACUGGUCUCUCGGACAGCACCUAGCACCUCUACCUCUAGUAACUAUUUAGCCAAGGCCAUGGUGUCACAAGUUUCCACCCAGGGUUUCAAGUCUCCUUUUUCUAUGGCUGCAUCCCCUAAACCUGCUGCAUCCCCUAAACCCGCUGCAUCUCCUAAGCCUGUAACAUCACCUAAACCCUCUGCUUCCCCUAAGCCCUCUGCCUCCCCUAAGCCCUCUGCCUCCCCCAAGCCCUCUGCUUCACCCAAACCUCCUGCUUCACCCAAACCCUCUAUUUCAACUAAACCUUCUAUGUCAACUAAACUUAUCAUAUCUAAAUCCAAUCCAACUUCCAAACCUGCCGUAUCCCCCAGUUCUUCCAAUUCGAGUGCACUAGUAGCCCAGAGUAGCCACUCUACCAGUAACAAUCCAAUCCAUAAACAGCCCAGUGGAGUAAAUAUCAGCAGACAGUCUCCUACCUUGAAUUUACUGCCCUCUAGUCGCACUUCAGGCCUUCAGUCUGCAAAAAAUCUUCAGGCCUCUUCCAAGUUAGCUAACCCAGCAUCCACUGGAACUGUUGGAAAGAAUAGCUUGAGUGGAAUCGUAAUGAAUGUACCUGCCAGCAGAAGUGGCAAUCUAAACUCAAGCGGAGCUAAUAGGACUACUCUGUCUGGGGGGACCGGAAGUGGAACACAGGGUGCUACUAAACAAUUGUCUGCUCCACAUAGACCAUCCACUGCCUCAGGGUCUUCAGUUGUAACAGCCAGUGUGCAGUCCACAGCAGGUGCAUCCUUAUUGGCUAAUGCCUCGCCUCUCACUCUCAUGACAUCACCACUGUCUGUAACAAAUCAAAAUGUGGCUCCUUUUGGGAUGUUGGGGGGCCUGGUUCCUGUCACCAUGCCCUUUCAGUUUCCUUUGGAGCUGCUUAGCUUUGGAACCGACACAGCUGGAGUGACAACCACCUCGGGAUCUACCUCAGCCGCUUUCCACCAUAGCCUAACUCAGAAUAUGCUGAAGGGUUUACAGCCAGGAGCUCAGCAUGCAACAUCACUUUCUCACUCACCUCUGCCUAGUCACCUACAGCAAGCUUACAAUGAUGGAGGCCAAAGUAAAGGGGACACUAAAUUACAACGGAAAACUCAAUGACUUCCCAGCUAACAAAGGAGUUGGAACACUUGAUUGGCUGAUGGGAUCUACCUGAUGGGAAAGUACUUAUGUGGUCACAGCGCUGCUGUUUCUGUCAAUGUUUACAUUCUCUAGUCCCAAGCACUGUGGUGAGGAGGAAAAGGAAAAGAAAAACAAUACUUGAUCAAAGCCAGGUGCAGGAGGAAGAAAGGCUUUUGUGCAGACUUAGAGACCUUGUUCUCUUCUACAAAAAGACAGAGUUACAAUGCUAACUGGCUUUAAAGUGAUUCAGUUGUCAAACCCACAGAAGUACAAACUUGAUUUUCCCCAGGGGAGGAAGAAGGAAUUUGAACAGAUUUGGGUGAAUUUCAUCCAUCCUGGGGGUUGGGGCCUGAGCACUCUGGGUGCAGAUAUAAUUUGAUAAUAAGAGAAAAUAUUUUAGUCGAAUAUGUCUGAAAUUAGACCAGCUUAUCAGGAGUAAUGAUCAUGUCUGCUUGAGUGGCCUAUGCAGCAAAUAAUAAAUUUGCCACAGAGAACCCGUUAACAAGUCCAGUGUCUGAUACAGAUAGUAGAUGAAUACUAUAUCCUCAGAAAUCCUGAUCAAACUUGAACCUUCUUUACUGAUGCAGGAUCUCCAGCAUGUAGCAAUCCCUCCAUGUAGAACAGUAUACAAGGUGGACUGAGGAUGCUGCAGGAAAGAGGAAUGAUGAUAAUCCCUCUCCAGAAACUUAUUUUAGCACAGUGAUAUGUAGUAUUAAAUCAUCUAGCUUUUUUAAAGAUAAUAAGAAAAUGGAGUCUCUUUUGCUCUUAUCAGAUCAAAUGUAAAGAUUUUCUCCUUUUAUCAAAGGGUCACUUUCCCCUUAGACACAGGUACUUAAUGAAUUUCGGCUGGUAUUUUAUUUGUCUGCUAUUAAUUGGUCAAUUCUUCAUUUCCACUCUUUUUAAAUAUAGUUACUGAUAUAUUUUUCUCUUCUGAAAGGUGGGAAACCCUCAGGGUCAAUGUUCCUGCUGUGGUAGUUUCAGUCUUUGCUAGUCUAGUAAUAUGACUUGUGACUCUCUUUAACCUAAAUUCCCAUUAGUUAACAGAUUCUUUUUUAUUUGGAUAGUGGUACUUCAGAUUAACUUUUGAUUUAGACAGUAAUCAGUGUAUUUAUGAUAUAAUGGUUCUUCAGUGGCCAUUUUGUGUGACAGUCAUAUUUUGAGCGUUUUAGGUCAGCAUUAAAAAAUUAAUUCAUGAUUCCUAAGAGAACAGUGGGGCUAGCAUCAUUAUAAAUAGUAAGGAAUUUUUGUGAAGAUUUUUACAACCCAUAUCUCCUGCCUAAAUCCUAAAUACCUAAAGUCUGUUGUCAUUGAUUAGAAGCAGUCAAGAUCCUAAAACCUCAUUAGCUAGAAGUUUUAACAGGAGAGUCAAUCUGAAGGGCUGAGAAUCCUCCACUGGUUCUGCUUCCAUAUGAACAUACCAGCAGUGGCACAGGAUUUUGAGUGGGCACAUGGAGGAAAGUAUGUGAUUUGUUUGGUUUGAUUUGGUUUUGGUUUGAGCUUUAAAAAACAAAUGUUGUUCUGUUUCCUUUGCUUGAAGUUUAGCUUUCUUAAAAGCCAUGUUUUUCGUAUCUUCAGCUGUGCUCAGAAGUAAAGGCUUUUGUAUUCAAUCCACUUGUAUAAUAAAUGACAGGCUAACCUAAAAUAAAAUCAAUUCAUUAAGCAUUAGAACACUGAGAAAAAGAUUUCCUACCUGUUAUUCAUGGGAAAUCAUGUCACACAGUUCAUUUAGGUUUAUGAGGGUACAUAUGCUAACCCAGAUCCUGAUUUUCCUUUAUACGAGAAAUUCCUUGUAGCCUAAAAAACUAUUAAAUUACCAACAUUUUUACCUGGAUAUUUUAUUUUAAAGUCAUAUAUUGACUUUACAUUGUGACAAAAGAACACCUUUUUAAACAUGUAACUGAAUAUUUGAGUUUUAAAAGCUUGAUCACAAUCUAGGGAAAAAGUUAAUUUAAACUUACUCAUUGAUAAAGCCUUUGUUUUACAAAGAAUUUGGAAGAAGUUGCUGAGAGGGACUCCAGGGCUAAAUUAAUAUGAAUUGAUUUAAGUUUUGGUUAAAUUUUCAUUAGAGAUAUUUUUCCACUACUUCAUUCAUUUUAGCAUUGUCAGCAUUUUGCUCACAUUCACUCAGACUUAGUGGAAAAUAUGAAAUCAGUUUAAAGAAUUUCUUUAUUUGCAUCUAUUUGAAUGAAUAUUAAUGAGAUUUUUGUUUUAAGGCUAGCUGUCUGUGGUGUGAAGGUUAGGACUUUUGGAGUGUUACUAAGCUUGCUACUUCUGUUAAUUGUGCCGUGAUAUGCUAAACUCCAUCACUUCAAAUUUCAUAGUAGAAACACUGUAGUAUUCAUACUUCUUGAAUUAACCAAUGGUACAUCAUGCCAUAUUGAUUUCUUUGAUGAAUUUCCUGUAUCUGCCUAACAAUAGGAUUAUUAAUUAUUUUCCCUAUUAUUUCAUACCCACUAAUAGAAGUAUCUGAAGGACUGAAAUAUCUGAAGAAUCCUUAUUUUUAAGGGUUCAUAAACAUUCAGGGUUCAUUUUCUUCAGCCUUUAAUCUCUAGGAUUCUUCUCAAAUCUUUGAUUUUUUAAAAAAUCAUUAUGAGUAACCUCACCAUAUACUCCGUUCUAUUUCCCCACCUUUUAAAAUAUUGUACAGAAUGAGUCAGAAGGCCAGUGCACACCUAGAUAUAAUAUAAUUAGAAAUUUCUGCCAAGAGAUAAACACAUUUUUAUAUUUAGAUUAUAGUGUUGGAAAUCACCCCCAUAUUCUUGUCAACGUACGUUUGUACAGUGUGUCAUACUUGGUAAGAUGUUCAGUUCAUUUGACUAUUUUCGGCACAGGAGCAUGGAGACUUGUGGAUCAUACUGUACUUUUGUACUUUAAACAAGGAUCAAAUUUUGUGAUUUUUAAAGAUGUUAAAUUAUUGGAAAGGACAUUUGUAGAUUCCACAGUUCUUUGAAAGGAAGAGUGUUUUUCUGUAAGAGUGAAAGCAACGCCCCAAUGCAAAAGGAGAGUUAGCACAUUUAACUGAAUCCCACUCAGCAGGGUUCUUGU